Besnoitia besnoiti is the source of this 1236-nucleotide messenger RNA. RefSeq lists its product as uncharacterized. The transcript has a single exon. Lineage: Eukaryota; Apicomplexa; Conoidasida; Eucoccidiorida; Sarcocystidae. Bases 1 to 1236 code for a protein of 411 amino acids. The record is from RefSeq and is a predicted model, not a curated record.
AUGGAUCGCGUUUCGCUGCUUUUUACGGCGGCAGCAGGAUUGGCCCCGGACACGCCAACGCUGCUCGGCCUUUCGCCUCCACAAAUCAUUCUGGUGCUACAGCAUUUACUUCAACACUUGCGACAAGGUUCUCCCAAAUGCGGAGUCUUCACUCCAGGUUGCGACGGGUGCCAGACACAAGAACCCGCUUGUGGAGCUGUGGAAAGCACUAUGCUGCCUAGCACUGGACCCAAAGGGAUGUUGAAGCCAGCGUCUGGCACAUCAGGAGGAUUUCCUUCAACACGCGUGGCCGAUGUUCUCCGUCAAGUCAUCGCCUCAUGUGACAGCCGAAACCACUCCCGGAAGGUACGAUCAGGGCGAUGCGAGACCGACGGGGAUCCGCAGUGUGAAAGUUCGCAGGCACGCUCUCGAUGGGCAGCUCGGCUCCUCCUCGCCGUAGUGGCGCAGCAGGUGGCAGUGGAAGUCUUAUCUGCGUGGUCGCGCAGAUACAGAAAUGGAGAGGGUCUUAAGUCAAAAAGCUUGCUCAGUGAAUAUACUCGCGCGCUUCACAACGCUAACAGAAGAGCACUUUCUCUUGCUUCCACUGCAGCCGCAUCAUCUUUCCAUGCGGCGGUCCCAGCUUUGUUAUCGGCCUACACAAUGCUCUCUCGUGUCGGCGGUGCGUUGCACGCCGCGGCGGCACAUUACGAUGACGAUUCCACUUGGAGCGACCGGGGAGCUGUUGACGACAGCCACCCUCCUCAAUUCGUAUCUGAGGACAAGAUGACGGGGCCGGCCAGCCCUCGGAACAGCCGGGCGUCGCGGACGAGGGGCGGGCUACCUGGCAGGAUCCCGCUCGCGUUACUCGCGACAACGCGCGUCAUGGGACCUGAGUUACACGGCACGACUACGGCCAUGGAGGCGCUGCUGUCAAUGGCACAGACAGAACGAGAAGCCUCCUCGAAUCUAUACGACAGCAGUCCAAAAGAAAUCUCGACCGAGUCGAUGUCUGUCGUCCCAGAAAACUCGGACCCUGAAGCGGCACACGAUGGCGAGGCCACUCGAGACGUGACCACCUCAGUUCUCAAGGCCAUUGACACUGUACAGCAGGGAUUAGCCUUCGUAUGCCGCCUGCUGUAUAACGCGUCUUACGGCCGCAGCAGAGGAGAACAGAUGGCACCGGGAGAGGUGCGCCGUUUACUGCUUGGAAAAGAUCCGUCGUUCAAACCGGAGAGCAGCGCCAUCGCUAAGCUUUAA